AUGUAUAGACUGUCGGCACUCUCUCGUGGUGUCGUCGCCACUCCUUUCAGCAAUUCGAUUGCUCAACGGAUUCCCAUGGCUGCUGUCAAGCGUGUGCCUGCCAUGGCCAGCAGCUCAUUCCACACCAAUCAGGCCAAGUGGGCUAAAACAACACCCGAUACGGGCGAUGCGUUUGUGCAUGGCGGUGCCGCCAACUACAUUGAAGAAAUGUAUGAAGCCUGGUUGAAGGAUCCUUCGUCUGUUCACUUGUCAUGGCAAGUUUACUUCAAGAAUAUGGCCAACGGCGUUGCACCUGGCAAGGCCUAUACACCUCCUCCCACGCUGGUACCUUCUGGUAGUGCGCGUCUUCCAAGUCUACCCGACGCUGUAAUUCCCAACGCCGCCAGUGUACCAUCCACUGAGAUUAUCGAUCACAUGAAGAUUCAAUUGUUGGUGCGUGCUUAUCAAGUGCGUGGUCAUCAUCUUGCAAGCCUCGAUCCCCUUGGUUUCCAACAUGCUGAUAUUCAAAACGCCAACCCUCGCGAAUUGUCUCACACCUAUUAUGGCUUCACUGAACGCGACCUUGAUCGUACCUUCUCGCUCGGCCCUGGUAUCUUGCCUGCUUUCAUGGAUAAGGGCAAGUCGCUUACGCUUCGUGAAAUCAUCGACACCUUGCAAAAGACUUACUGUGGUUCCAUUGGUAUCGAAUACAUUCACAUUCCCGAUCGUGCCCAAUGUGAUUGGAUUCGUGAGCGUAUUGAAAACCCACAACCUUACAAGUACUCUGUUGAGGAGAAGCGUGCCAUCUUUGAUCGCUUGACAUGGUCCGACAGCUUUGAGCGCUUCGUUGCAUCCAAGUAUCCUUCUGAAAAGCGUUUCGGUCUUGAAGGUGGUGAAUCCCUUAUCCCUGGUAUGAAGGCAUUGAUUGAUCGUUCCGUGGAUCUUGGUGUUGAAUCCAUUGUUAUUGGUAUGCCUCAUCGUGGCCGUCUCAAUGUGCUCAGCAACGUGGUCCGUAAGCCCAAUGAAUCCAUCUUUUGCGAAUUCAGUGGUUCUGUUGAACCUUCCGAAGAAGGCUCUGGUGAUGUGAAGUACCAUCUUGGUAUGAACUAUGUUCGUCCUACUCCUUCUGGCAAACGUGUGCAUUUGUCUUUGGUCGCCAACCCCUCCCAUUUGGAAGCUGUCAACCCUGUUGUGCUUGGCAAGACCCGUGCAUUGCAAUUCUACAGCAAGGAUCAUCAACGUAAGCACUCUAUGGCCAUUAUCAUGCAUGGUGAUGCUGCCUUUGCUGGUCAAGGUAUCGUUUACGAGACCAUGGGCUUCCAUGACUUGCCUGCCUACUCCACCGGUGGUUCCAUUCACAUUGUUGUCAACAACCAAAUUGGUUUCACCACCGAUCCUCGCUUUGGUCGUUCCACUCCUUACUGUACCGAUAUUGCCAAGGCUAUCAAUGCACCUGUUUUCCAUGUGAACGGUGAUGAUGUUGAAGCUGUUACCUAUGUCAUGCAACUUGCUGCCGAUUGGCGUCAAACUUUCCACCGUGAUGUGGUCAUUGAUUUGGUGUGCUACCGUAAACACGGCCACAACGAGACCGAUCAACCCAUGUUCACUCAACCCAAGAUGUAUGAAGCUAUUGCCAAGCAAGCCCCUGUUGCCAAAAAGUAUGCCGACCAACUUGUCAAGGAAGGUAGCUUCACCAAUGAAGAAGUUGAUUCCAUCAAGAAGCGUGUGUGGGGUAUUCUUGAGGAGAGCUAUGCCAAGAGCAAGGAUUACAAGCCUACUUCCCGUGAAUGGUUGACCAGCUCAUGGCCAGGUUUCAAGUCUCCCAAGGAAUGCGCCGAGGAAAUCAUCCCACACAACCCCACCGGUGUUCCCAUGGAAACGCUCAAGCAAAUCGGUGCUUCAUUGACUGAACUUCCCCACAACUUCAACAUUCAUCGCAACUUGAACCGUAUCAUCCAAAACCGUGGCAAGGCCUUGGCUGCUGGAAAGGAUAUUGAUUGGUCUACUGCUGAAGCUCUUGCAUGGGGAUCUUUGUUGUUGGAAGGCAAGCAUGUGCGUUGCUCUGGUCAAGAUGUUGAGCGUGGUACUUUCUCUCAACGCCACGCUGUGUUGCACGAUCAAAAGACCGAUCAAUUGUACACUUCUUUGAACCACAUCUCUCCUGAGCAAGGCAAGUUGACCAUUAGCAACUCUUCCCUUUCGGAAUAUGGUGUCCUUGGUUUUGAACUUGGUUACUCGCUUGUGGAUCCUAAUGCUCUUGUCAUGUGGGAAGCUCAAUUUGGUGACUUUGCCAAUGGUGCUCAAACAGUGAUUGAUCAAUUCCUUGCUGCUGGUGAACAAAAAUGGUUGCAACGUUCUGGUCUUGUCAUGUCGUUGCCUCAUGGUUAUGAUGGUCAAGGCCCUGAGCAUUCUUCAGCACGUAUUGAACGUUACUUGCAAUUGUGUGAUGACAACCCCUACGUGUUCCCAUCUCCCGAAAAGUUGGAUCGUUUGCAUCAAGAUUGUAACAUGCAGGUGGUUUAUGCAUCCACCCCCGCUCAAUUGUUCCACGUGUUGCGUCGUCAAAUCAACCGUGAAUUCCGCAAGCCUUUGAUUUUGCCCUUCUCCAAGUCCUUGUUGCGUCAUCCUCUUGCUCGUUCGUCUCUUGAAGAAAUGACUGGCAACACCAGCUUCCAAUUGUACUUGCCUGAACCUCACCCUGAGCACCUUGAAGCACCUGAAAAGAUCACCAAGCACGUCAUGUGCACUGGCCAAGUGUACUACAACUUGCUCAAGGCACGUGAAGCCAACCAAUUGACCAAUGUCGCCAUUUCUCGUGUCGAACAACUUAACCCCUUCCCUUACCAACAAGUCAAGGAACAUGCUGACAAGUAUCCUAACGCCGAGAUCAUCUGGUGCCAGGAAGAACCUAUGAACAUGGGUCCUUGGGCUCACGUCAAUCAACGCAUCGCCACCGCUCUUUCUGAAACUGUUCACCAUGCUGGCAAGCAUCCCAAGUACACUGGUCGUGAACCUUCCGCCUCUGUCGCUACCGGCAACAAGAAAAAGCACGUCCAAGAAGAGCAGGAACUCAUUGCCGCUGCCUUGUUGCACUAA
This is a messenger RNA of Lichtheimia ornata, 3075 nucleotides long. Its product is annotated as oxoglutarate dehydrogenase (succinyl-transferring), E1 component. The record is from RefSeq and is a predicted model, not a curated record. Gene Ontology annotation, cellular component: oxoglutarate dehydrogenase complex; mitochondrion. The transcript is spliced from 4 exons. Lineage: Eukaryota; Fungi; Mucoromycota; Mucoromycetes; Mucorales; Lichtheimiaceae. Gene Ontology annotation, molecular function: oxoglutarate dehydrogenase (succinyl-transferring) activity; thiamine pyrophosphate binding. The coding region runs from base 1 to 3075 and encodes 1024 amino acids. Gene Ontology annotation, biological process: tricarboxylic acid cycle.